GCCGCAGCCGAGCCAUCCUCGAGGAAGGUCCUCGUCACAUCCGCUUGUCGGUCGGUCACGGGGACGACGCGAACCGGCGAUGAUGACAGGCCGUCUAUGACGGCAUUGGAUGACAUCACGAUGAUGAAGGCCCGACCAUUCCGCCGAUGAUCCAUUCGCGAACACGGCGACGGGGAAAACGCCCUCUGCCUUCACGGCGCGUUCCCUGCCUGACCUGACCUUUCGCUGGAGAGACAGAAAGAGAGAGAGAGAGAGAGAGAGAAAGUUGAGGGUGGGAGAGAGUACGAGAGGAGUCGAGCGAGAGGACUCGUGCUCGUGCGAACGCAGGACGUAGCACGCAGGACAACAUAGUGCCUAUUGUGCGAGACCGUCUGUCACCUACGGUAUACCUUCGCGGAGCACCAUCGCCAUCGUCGCAGCUCGGCGACAUGGAGAAUACGGGGAAUCGGAGCAGUGCCGUCGAGAUGUCGCGGAAGAUCUCCGAGACAUGAAGAGAGCGCGACCGAGGAUCGCAUGGGUUUCUUUAAGUCGGGGCCGGCGGUAGCAGAGCCGUGAUCAAAAUGAACUUGAUAAAUAUGGACGCGGAGAACCGCGUGGUUCUGAACGUGGGCGGAAUCCGGCACGAGACGUACAAGGCAACCCUGAAGAAGAUCCCGGCGACGAGGCUCUCGAGACUGACCGAGGCUCUCGCCAAUUAUGACCCGAUCCUCAACGAGUACUUCUUUGACAGACACCCGGGUGUCUUCGCCCAGGUACUCAACUACUAUCGCACCGGGAAGCUGCACUACCCCACGGAUGUAUGCGGCCCGCUUUUUGAGGAAGAACUCGAUUUCUGGGGUCUUGACUCGAAUCAAGUCGAGCCUUGCUGUUGGAUGACCUAUACGCAGCACCGGGAUACGCAGGAAACGCUGACGGUCCUCGACAGGUUGGACCUCGACACCGAGAGGCCCACCGAGGAGGAACUGGCCAGGAAAUUCGGUUUUGAGGAAGCAUACUACGAGGGAAGUCUCACGUGGUGGCAGAAGCUCAAACCUCAGAUGUGGUCACUUUUCGAUGAACCUUAUUCCUCCGUCGCAGCUAAGGUAAUCAGUAUAGUCUCCGUUUUCUUCAUCUGCGUUUCGAUACUUUCAUUUUGCUUGAAAACUCAUCCGGAUAUGCGAGUGCCGAUGAUCGUGAAUCGUUCGGUAAAGAUUGACAACGUGACGUCCUGGGUGGUAGACAAGACUCGCACCAAUGCCCAUGAUGUCUUCUUUUACAUCGAAUGCGUCUGUAACGCCUGGUUUACUCUUGAGUUCUUGAUACGUAUUACCGCGAGCCCGAAUCGUUGUGACUUUAUCAAGAGCUCGGUGAAUCUAAUCGACAUGGUCGCGACCUUGAGUUUCUACGUUGACCUGGCGCUGCAGCGGUUUGCGGCCCAUCUGGAGAACGCCGAUAUCCUCGAGUUCUUGAGCAUCAUACGUAUAAUGAGGCUGUUCAAGCUCACUCGCCACUCCUCGGGCCUGAAGAUCCUAAUACAAACCUUUCGCGCCUCGGCAAAGGAACUCACGUUGCUGGUGUUCUUCCUCGUCCUCGGUAUUGUCAUCUUCGCUAGCCUUGUGUACUACGCGGAGCGCACUCAAUACAAUCCGAAGAACGACUUCAAGAGCAUACCCCUUGGUUUGUGGUGGGCUCUGGUGACGAUGACGACUGUCGGUUAUGGGGACAUGGUGCCGAAAACGUAUAUCGGGAUGUUCGUCGGCGCGCUCUGCGCAUUGGCCGGUGUCCUCACGAUCGCCCUGCCAGUGCCCGUGAUCGUUAGCAACUUUGCGAUGUAUUACAGUCACACGCAGGCGCGAGCCAAACUACCAAAGAAGAGACGCCGUGUAUUGCCAGUCGAACAGCCACGUGUGAGGGCACCCGGCGCGCCGCCCGGCGUAGCCGGCGGGCCCGGAACCGUCGGGCCCCCAGGCUGCGGUCAGCAAAUGUCACACUUGCAGUCCACCGGGGGCACGGUUACCACUGGGCCCCACGGCCUCGGUAUGGGCCAAACGCCCGGCGUUGGAUGCACUGGCGGCGGCCAAGGACCGCAGAAUCGGAGAAUGAACGCCAUUAAGACGAAUCAUCCCAAGGAUCCGUUCGCCACGAAAACAGUGACUAUACACGGUCUAUGCUGCGGUCAUGCUGUCCACGCAGUUGCUAUGUUGAACAACUCUGAAGAAGAUGUACAGGAAACUUAAUACGUAACUUGUGUA
Messenger RNA from Atta colombica, 2231 nucleotides. RefSeq names its product potassium voltage-gated channel protein Shaw (gene Shaw). Gene Ontology annotation, cellular component: dendrite membrane; neuronal cell body membrane; voltage-gated potassium channel complex. Gene Ontology annotation, biological process: protein homooligomerization; potassium ion transmembrane transport. The record is from RefSeq and is a predicted model, not a curated record. The transcript is spliced from 5 exons. Bases 561 to 2216 code for a protein of 551 amino acids. Gene Ontology annotation, molecular function: protein binding; delayed rectifier potassium channel activity. NCBI's taxonomy places the organism in Eukaryota, Metazoa, Arthropoda, Insecta, Hymenoptera, Formicidae.